UAUUUUUGGCUCUCUGCUAGAUAUUUAGCAUGCAUUUUGUGAGCCCCUGAUAAAGAUCUUGAAGUCACAUUUAGGGACAUACAGGAAAUGACAGUUUCAUUUCUGUUUCUCUGGAACUCUUUAAUAGUGAAAUGCAGACUGAAGGACAGUUAGUUCAUACAUACAGGUGCUCAUUGAGGACAUUGUGUCCAUAAAGAUCUGGACAGAGAAAUAAGGAGCCUGAAGUCCAGCCACUACCUGACAGGAAAAGACAUCUGAGACACUGAGAUAUCAUCAUGUCAGUUGGAUAUGAUGCCACCACCACCAUUGAUUAUGAAUCGUAUUAUGAGGAUGACGGUACAGGCUUCGCUCCUUACAGCAACGCUGAUUUGAAGAAUUUUGCCCAGGUGUUUCUGCCCACUCUCUAUAGUUUGGUUUUCAUCCUCGGCUUCAUAGGCAAUGGCCUAGUGGUGUGUGUCCUGGUGAAGCACCGCAACCAGGCCAACUUGACAGACAUCUGCCUCUUCAACCUGGCUAUCUCUGACCUCCUCUUCGUCCUCACGCUGCCUUUCUACUCUCACUACUCCGUGGUCGGCCAGUGGACUUUAGGAGACUUCAUGUGCCGUUUCACCUCUGGCUUCCAUAGCACUGGGUUCUUCAGCAGCAUCUUCUUUAUGGUUGUCAUGACGCUGGACCGCUACGUGGUCAUCGUGCACACCCACAAGGUGGCACGAUAUCGCACUCUGAGGGCAGGCGUCGCUCUGUCCGUGUUCGUCUGGAUGCUGAGCUUGUGUGUCUCUCUGCCGAAUGUUAUCUUCACAAAGGUGACAAACGAGUCUCACGGGCUGGCUUGUACACACGACCUGGAAAACGAAGCCUGGAGGCUGUACAACACCUUCACAAUACCUGUAUUGGGUCUCGUGAUCCCCUUGUUGGUGAUGAUAGUUUGCUACUCCAGGAUCAUCCCCAUACUGUUGAACAUGAGGAGUGCAAAGAGGCACCGCGUCGUCAAGCUGAUCAUCUCUAUAGUGGUUGCUUUUUUCUUAUUCUGGGCCCCAUAUAACAUUUCCCUUUUCUUGCAGUUUCUGAAAUCUAAAGGGAUAUUGCAGAACGAUUGUGACGUGGAAAAAAAUGUAGAGCUGUCGGUAACAGUGACCGAGACCUUUGCUUACACUCACUGCUGCCUGAACCCCAUCAUAUACGCCUUUGUGGGGCAAAAGUUCAUGAAACGAGUCUUGCAGCUGCUGAGGAAAUGGAUGCACCUUCCCUUCACCAGAGCUUGGUCCCAUAGCUCACACAGGAAGAGCUCAGUUAUGUCCAGGUCCUCUGAUGCUACCUCCAGUUUCGUCAUGUAGGAGGUGGAGGGCAGAUUAUGUUAUAUGGUAUGGACCUCAUAUAACAUAUGACAUGUUUUGAUUUGGGUAGCCUUGCCACUGUAUUGUUGUAUUGAUGUUGCAUGACUUGUUUUGUUCCAUUUUCCAUCAAAUAACAGUGUUAGUCAUCAGCACUGUCUAACCUUAAAAAGCUGCCUGUACAUGUACAUAUUAUCAUCUUUAGACCUGUUGGAUUUUAUUUGCAUUUUGAAUUUGCAGUGGAAUAUUUAGUUUUGACUAUAAUAUGUCAGAUGUGUAGAACCAUCAAGUGUGAUCUGAUGAGCAUCAUCAUUUUCUUUAUGAUCUCAGGUAUUUUGUCAAUGUCCCCAUUUUCCUGCUGAACACCGACUAAAAACCAUUGUUGUCACUGUCUAUGUUUAAUUUUAUCUUUGUAAGGUGUCCUUGGGUGUCUUGAAAGGC
Messenger RNA from Sebastes umbrosus (honeycomb rockfish), 1772 nucleotides. RefSeq names its product C-C chemokine receptor type 5-like. Gene Ontology annotation, cellular component: membrane. Bases 276 to 1334 code for a protein of 352 amino acids. Gene Ontology annotation, molecular function: chemokine receptor activity. Gene Ontology annotation, biological process: immune response; G protein-coupled receptor signaling pathway; chemotaxis. The transcript has 3 exons. The record is from RefSeq and is a predicted model, not a curated record. NCBI's taxonomy places the organism in Eukaryota, Metazoa, Chordata, Actinopteri, Perciformes, Sebastidae.